AUGACGAUUCCGCUGACUGAAGAGGAUCUUCAUGAGCUCUACCUCUGGGUAGAUGAUAUCCCCAUCUCUCGCCCGAAGCGCAACAUCACGCGUGACUUUAGCGAUGGUUGUUGCGUGGCGGAGGUGGUGAAGUUUUUUUUCCCGAGACUGGUUGACCUGCACAACUACACCCCGUCAAUGUCAAUGAAGCAGAAGAGAGAUAACUGGGACACAUUGAACAACCGCGUCUUUCGCAAGCUCCACUUUGAGGUGCCGCCGGAGGAGAUUAACGACAUCACAGCGGGCGUACCAGGUGCGAUUGAGCGCUUUCUCCGCGCCCUUCGCACGAAGAUUGCGCAGAUCAAGGCCCGCCGCGAGAAAAUGGGCACGCUGGAAACGUGCCCGGGUGGCAGUGACGACGACGACAAGGAAGGGAGCGAGGCCCGAGGACGAGGCGGUGACUGGAUGAUGGCGGAGAAGAAGCGGGCGGUGUACCCUCGAUGCCGUCCAGGCAGUGGUGUGGGGGCCGGUCCCGCAGUGUAUCGCCCGUCGCCCGACGUGAGGAAGGUUCCUGAGACGCGUCGGGACGUCCACGGUAACCAUGAUAGAAACUAUGACACCAAUGAUGACGACGCUGUCACAAGCUUCCGUCUGUUGCUAGAUGAAAAGGACCGCACCAUUUUUGAGCUUCGUGAGACUGUCAGUCUGCUGAGCGAGAAGGUGACAAAGCUGGAGGAGCUGGUCCGUGUGAAGGAUGGGAAGUUGAAUGAGUAUCGAGCCAAGCUCAGCCAUGUGUGA
This is a messenger RNA of Trypanosoma rangeli, 777 nucleotides long. RefSeq names its product sperm flagellar protein 1. The transcript has a single exon. The record is from RefSeq and is a predicted model, not a curated record. NCBI's taxonomy places the organism in Eukaryota, Euglenozoa, Kinetoplastea, Trypanosomatida, Trypanosomatidae. Gene Ontology annotation, cellular component: axoneme. The coding region runs from base 1 to 777 and encodes 258 amino acids. Gene Ontology annotation, biological process: regulation of cytoskeleton organization. Gene Ontology annotation, molecular function: microtubule binding.